Messenger RNA from Galdieria sulphuraria, 2147 nucleotides. RefSeq lists its product as uncharacterized. The transcript has a single exon. Gene Ontology annotation, molecular function: DNA-directed RNA polymerase activity; DNA binding. Gene Ontology annotation, biological process: DNA-templated transcription. NCBI's taxonomy places the organism in Eukaryota, Rhodophyta, Bangiophyceae, Galdieriales, Galdieriaceae. The record is from RefSeq and is a predicted model, not a curated record. The annotation marks the transcript as partial.
AAGAAGAGGCAGCUAUUUUGGACGAAUGGGAAGUGGAUGGCGAUGAACAUUUGGCAGUCACAGAUGACGACGAAGCUUUCAAUUUCCNGACCANAAGACUGUUCACUUCUGAAGAAAUUCAAAAAAUGGCAGUUUGUGAAAUUCACGAAGUCGACCUUUCUAAAGUUUUCGGGACUGUUACUGAUUCUCGCUNAGGUCCCGUGGAUUUUCAGACUCCUUGUUCUACUUGCUUACGAACUUUUAAGGAUUGUCCAGGACACUAUGGAUACAUCGACUUGGAAAGCUGUCCUAUUCUUCAUCCACUUUUUCUUAAAGAAUUCAGCUACAUAUUCAAAUCUAUUUGCCACUCUUGCUGCACUCCCUUUCUUUCUUCGGCGGAGAUUUCCUAUUNAGAAAAAUGCGGAAAUGAAGUGUCUCUCAAGUCCAUCGCAGGCUGGUCGGAGUAUUCUCGAUGCGCUAAUGACUGCCCACCCAAUAAGAUCUUUGAAGNAAAGGAUGGUCGACUUUAUUUUGUUUCUAAUGAAGGAAAGCUGUACGAGCGUAGUCNGAGCAGUGCUAAGAAAAUUCUGGAAGCAGUUGAUGAACGCUAUUGGGNAGAUGUGUUCCGAAUGGAAUAUACGAACCCUGCUUCUUUUAUCAUCGAUAAGUUGUNAGUUAUUCCCUCCCAGUCAAGGCCUCCUAUUCUGCUUAACGGAGAAGUCACUGACCACGAUCUCACUAAAUGCUAUUCGGACAUCGUCCGUCAUAAAUUUCAUCAACACUAUGAUUNAANGACCAAAUCCAUUUAUCAAUUAUUUGAUGGUUUCAAUGGAAUCGGAAGGCGUACAUNAGGAAUCAAACAGCGCAUUCAAGGGAAAAAGGCAGUGGNGAGGAAGAACCNAAUGGGAAAAAGAGUCAAUUAUUGUUGUCGUUCAGUCGCUGCUCCUGAUCCUACUUUGGACGUGGAUGAAGUUCGAGUUCCCAAGGUUAUCUGUUCAAAGUUUCUUCAUGAAGCUCAGAAAANAACCGAAUCUAAUUUUGACUAUUGGAAAGAACUUUUUCAAAAGGGGCAGGCUUCAGGCGGUCCUUUGGAAAUUGGAAGGUAUGCAAGAAGACAUUNGAUGGAAGGCGAUAGCGUCACUCUCAAUCGACAGCCUACUCUGUACAAACAAGGGUUCAUGGUUCACAAGGUUAGAGNAGGCGAAGAACUCGUUAUUCGAAUGCACCUGUCAGNGACUCCAUUGUAUAAUGCCGACUUUGAUGGUGAUGAAGUUUCCGUCAUGUUUUCUCCUAAUAAGAACGUUCAGCAAGAAANGAGGCAAAAAANGAGCGUUUCCAACUACAUCAUCAGCGACCAUACAGGAAAAGUGUCCGUUUCGCUAUCGUAUGACGCGUUAUCUGGGUUGUACAAGAUGCCUAAAGAACAACGACCGCCACCCUUUGAUAGUCUUGACAAAAUAUCAAAGUCCACUGUCAAACAAGCCAUAUACAAAUACCAUCAAGAAAAUGGAAAAGACGCUACCAUUAGGUNGAUUUCAGACACUUCCAGGGCAGUCCUUGAAUUUUUGGAGCACAACAUCCNAAGUGCAAGCUACCACAAUCUAUUGGAGCUCAUGGAUUCUUCCAACAAACAACAAAUUCNAGAGGAAAUGCGUGACAACUUCAAGAAAGCCAAUUCUUNAGAAGAAAGAAUUGGAGCUCUGUCUUUUCGUUUUCCUCGAAUUGAGAAGCAGAAUGACUUUUNAGNGAUGGUCGACUCAGAAACUAAAGGCACUUUCUUCCAUCUUUCUCAAUNGAGCUAUUUCUNAGGACAGCAAUUCAUCAACGGUACUGUUUUCCUGCCGGAUGCUGAAACCAAUCGAGUCACUCCAUGGGACUCCUUUGAAGAAGACUUAUCCAAUCCUGAACUAUAUGGCUUCAUUUCUCAUUCCUUUUUGGAAGGCCUAUCCCCCCGAGAAAUGUUCUUCCAUGCGAAUGGAGGUCGAGAAGGUCNAGUGGAUACUGCUUGUCGAACUAGCGAAGUUGGAAACCUUCAGCGCAACUUGUGCAAAUCCAUUGAGAACUAUUUUCUCGAUGAAAAAGGUCUCGUUGUCAACUCUUUGGGAGAAGUUCUUUCUUUUUCUGACUCGACGCUUUACUAAAAAGACAAUGAAAAAGAGCGAAAUUUA